AUGAGCAGAGCAAAGCCUCUUUCUCUAGAAGAAAAGACAAGGAGAGUACUUAGUUUGAUGCAGGAGAAAGACGACAUCUUUGGGCUCAAGGACUUAGAAAAGGUCUGCCAGAAAGAAAAAGGAGUAAUUCCGCAGAGCAUUAAAGAAGUGAUAGAUAUUCUCGUAUCUGAGAACAAAGUAAAAGAGAAGAAAGUAGGAGCAUCAAGAUUCUACUGGAGUUUCCGCUCAGACAUAAAAAUAAACAAAGAGAACAGACACGAAAAGCUGUCAGCUGAGAACAAGAAGCUGAAAGAGCAAAAAGAAGCGCUUUUGGAGGAAAUAGACGUGCUUGAAAAGAACAGAUCAACUCUCCCAGACAGAGAAGACAAGAUAAAGAUCCUUGUGGAACACAGAAAAAAGCAGAAAGAGCUUGAGACAGUGACUAAGCAGAUGGAGGAGAACGACCCCUCCAAGCUCUUGGCGAUAGGCGAGGAGAUAGACGCAGUGACAAAGAGUCUGACAGAGUGGGCAGAUGCGUUCAAUAUUCUCCAGUCCUACGUAAAGAACACUUUCAACAUGACGCAAAAAGAUUUCUGCAACGCAUUCCCGAUAAGCAUGGAUGAUCUUGAGAAAAUAGAAGAGCUCUAA
Nematocida minor is the source of this 627-nucleotide messenger RNA. RefSeq lists its product as uncharacterized. Lineage: Eukaryota; Fungi; Microsporidia. Bases 1 to 627 code for a protein of 208 amino acids. The record is from RefSeq and is a predicted model, not a curated record. Gene Ontology annotation, molecular function: double-stranded DNA binding. Gene Ontology annotation, biological process: reciprocal meiotic recombination. The transcript has a single exon.